AUGCCUUCCUUUGAGCUCAAACAUACGGAUGAGCUAAAGAUAUGGCUAAUAAAGGAACUAGAACCAAUCUGUGACGCAGAUCCUGAAGUUUUAUCAGAUUACGUUUUGGCUCUACUCAAACAUGAUGGAAGCGAUGAAACGUUGCAAGCCAGCCUUCAAGAGCAAUUGGAAGACUUCUUGGCGGAACAAACGACACCAUUUGUGGAAAAAGCCUUUGCUGCUUUAAGAUCACAAUCCUACCUUCCCGAAUCCAAACAGACCAUCCAAGCCUCCAGCUCAAGCGCACAAGAUGUUUCGUCUACCUCCGUAGGCACCUCGCGUAAAAGAUCGGCCGAUGACGAAGGAAGACAAUCGCCUGCAAAAACGUUCAGAGAUGGAGAAUCAGGAGAAGGACAAAGAAGGGAUCGUCGAACGCCAAGCGAUGGAAAUUUCCGCCAUGAUGGGAAUCGACAGAAUAGGCCGAGACAGAUGUGUAGAGACUUUCAUCAAAGAGGCUUCUGCAGUCGUGGAGAUUCGUGUAAGUUCGAUCACAUCUUGCCGCAACAAUCAACCCCCGACAUGAAUGGUUAUAAUAUGAACCCAAUGAUGGGCAUGCCUCCUCAACACGUAAAUCAAGCCUUUGGUAUGCCACAGAAUCAACAUCAUGGUGCCCCGAACAAUGCUUUCAUGGGUAUGGGACCACAAUUUGCCAUGGGUGGACAUCCGAUGGGAUGGAAUGGUGCACAAGGUGGUAUGACGCAGCAGCCACCUCAGGAAUUGUAUCAAGGCCCACCGCCAAUGGAUAACGCUCAGAAUGGUGUACCACAAGGCGAUGGCAAUGGCUUGUUCGCACGAAUGGAUCAAAAUGCUUCUAAUCGUGGCGAUUUUGGUCACAGAGGCGGGAGAGGCGCUCGUGGAGGCGGUAGAGGUGGUGCACAUGGAGGCAGAGGUGCAUUUGAAAAGAAGCAAACGUCCAACACGACAUUGGUGAUCGAAAACGUGCCAGUGGAGAACCUAGAAAUGGUAAAGGUGAACGAGUACUUUAAGAAGUUCGGAACAAUCACCAACAUUCAGAUUGACGUCGAUAGCAAGAAAGCGCUCGUCAGUUAUUCGCAACCGGCUGAAGCCAAAGCAGCUCAUUCAUCUCCCGAAGUUAUCUUCAACAACCGCUUCGUGAAAGUCUACUUCCAAAAACUUGACGAACCUCUCACAAAACCUGUAGAGCAUAUUGCACCCACCCCGAAACCUGCGUCUGGACCGCCUCUCAAGAGCAACUUCGUUCCUGGUCAAAAUAAAUUUGUCAGACCAGGUUUUGCUUCGGAGAAAGUCAAAGAAGCACAAGAAUCUGCUCAAAAGAAGCUUGACGAGCUCAUGUCGGAACAAAAAGAGAUCAUGACAAAGUUGACCGGAGGCAGUGCAACAGCAGACGAGAAAAAGACACUUAUGGCUAGGUUCGGUACGCUAGAAGGUGAAAUUAAACGAGCGACCGAGGAGGUGCGAGCCGCGGUGAGCGGUACAACGAAUGGUACAUCAAAUACACCAUCUGUAUCUGCAUCUCACUUGCAAGAGCAACGUGACCUAAAACAACGUGAACAAUUGGAUCGAGAGCUGGAAGCCUUGAAAAGCGGAGGUGGCGAAGGUAGCACGACGGAAGAGCUGAAGGAAACUCUGGCAAGAUUAAAAGCUGAAGCAGAACAACUCGGCAUUGAUUCAGAAACAGGUACAGCAGGCGCGGAAGGUGGCUACAGAGGUGGCUAUAGAGGAAGGGCAAGAGGUACACCAUUCAGAGGCUCAAGUCGUGGAUUUGGCUAUCCUUCCUAUCGAGGAGGAAGAGGAGGUGCUAUGGUAAAUCGUGCUAGUAUGAGUUUGGAUAACAGACCCAGUAAGCUGCACGUUACCGAAAUUCCUGACGCUUCCAACGAAGAACAUCGAAGCAAGGUGAAAGCCUUCCUCCAACAAUUUGGUGAAACGCAUUCCGUUGAGGAUAAAGACGAUGGCUCUUUGUUGGUCCAUUACAAAAUCCGUGCAAACGGAGAGCAAGCCUUGCGAUCCGGUCUAUCGGUUCCAGAUGUCGGCUCGAUCAAAGCAACAUGGGCAAAAGAAGGUCAAAGUGGUACCCCUGCCCACGCUGCAGGAGAGAACGAGCCAAGCUCAUAUGAAGGAGAAGGAUAUGAAGACGAAGGCGAUCGAGAAGAGAGUUUCCGGAGAUGA
Messenger RNA from Meira miltonrushii, 2190 nucleotides. RefSeq lists its product as uncharacterized. The coding region runs from base 1 to 2190 and encodes 729 amino acids. Gene Ontology annotation, cellular component: nucleus. Gene Ontology annotation, biological process: mRNA processing. The record is from RefSeq and is a predicted model, not a curated record. Lineage: Eukaryota; Fungi; Basidiomycota; Exobasidiomycetes; Exobasidiales; Brachybasidiaceae. The transcript has 2 exons. Gene Ontology annotation, molecular function: RNA binding; metal ion binding.